This is a messenger RNA of Apis florea (little honeybee), 597 nucleotides long. RefSeq lists its product as uncharacterized. Gene Ontology annotation, biological process: mitochondrial respiratory chain complex IV assembly. Lineage: Eukaryota; Metazoa; Arthropoda; Insecta; Hymenoptera; Apidae. Gene Ontology annotation, cellular component: membrane. The record is from RefSeq and is a predicted model, not a curated record.
AAAAUGUGGAACGCUUCACGAUUUUGCGUGUCAUCCUUGCGCAGGGGCCAUGCUAAUCUUCUCUGUAUCGUUCCAAUUUUAGUAUAUGUACUGCCGAAGCAAGUACGCUGUGAAGUUUUUAUUUCUCAUAUAUAAAGGAAGUAAUGAAUUUUUGACCACUAGUGAGAAAGGAAUACUUAAUGUAGCCAUCUAGUGGCGUAUUUAUAUAAUAGUAAUAUAAUUUGAAGCUAUUAUAAAGAAAUAAUGCGAUUAACGGGAUGGAGAUAUGCAGCAUUUAUAGGUACAUUUGUAGGAACUGUAGGAAUAUUUUGUUAUUUUACAAUGAUAAGUCCUAUGAUUAAUCCAGAGCCAUAUAAAAGAAUUCGAGAACAAGUGGCACAAUCCCAUAGUAAAACUUACAAAAAUAGCAAAGAAAUAUAAAUAAGAAUAUGUAUAUUUGCAAAAUUACAAUUUUUACUAAGAAAAAACAAGUUAAAGAUAUAAAAUUAAUUUUUAUUAUAUAUUGAACAUAUGUUACUAAAAUGUUGAUGUAUAUAAAAUAGACUGAAGAAUAUUCAGUAUAUUAUAUUGAGAAAUCAAUAAAUGUAGUGACUUGUA